AUGCGAGCAGCUCAGGGGAGACUGGGGCAACAGCCACAGAAUUGCCUUCACUUGUGCCAGGAAUGUGUGCAGGGUAGAGAACAGGCUGUGUACCAGAUACCAUUUGAAGAGGAAGGAGAAACAGUUGGAGAUGCAGGACUGAUUGAAACAGAAAAGUACAGGCCAAAGAGGCAGGAUGACCUGCAUGUGGAGGGCUGUUGCCCCUGCAGGAUGCCCUGGAAAGGAAUCCCCGUGCUGUCCAACCCUAGAUCAGUGCAGCCCCCGCUGAGAUGUUGCUCAGCAGGCCUGAAGAAGGCGACCAGAACACUCGAUGGCCGCAGCCCGCCCGUAAGGGCCCAUGCCCGGGGACGCCCCUUUUUGCCAGAGGCCCCCUGGGCUGGCAUCUGCUCCGCGGUGGCGCCACCUCGCCCUGCUCCGGCCCUGCGAGCGCGUGUCCACUUCGGCGCGCCAGCCGUGCGCCCUAGAGGUCCGCCGUGCGCCGGCGCCCCAGGCGCCCACCCGCACGCGCGCGGUCCGUCGGUGCCUUGGGGACCCCUCCCCCCUGCGGCGACAGCCUCAGCGGCUCCUGCCCGCCUAGAGCCGCCCCUGGCCGCGGUCGCGGGUCCCCCACACCCCAGGGGCGGAGCGAGACGCCGAGACGUCAGGGCAGAGAACGAGCACGGGGCGAGCGCGCCCUCCCGGCAGCUGCCCGCGGCCCACGUCCCCGACUGGCGCGGCCGGCGGCGGCGGGGAGAUGCAGUUAGCGGCGGCGCUGGGGCGCAGCCAGGCGGCGGGGCGGGCGGGGGCCAGAGGCUGAGCCGGGCGAGCCAGCCGGGGCGAGCCAGCGGUGCGCACAGCUCUGCCCGCCACCCCCGGAGCGGACCCCGGCCGCCUCUGGGCUCUCCCCGGGGUUCUAGCCAAGCCCCCCGGGGUGCCCAUCAAUUUCGUCGGGUGACUUCAGCGUGUGUUUUGUUUUUCUUUCUUCUUUCCCUUGCCUGUGUGCCCUUCUCUAGGAUGGCAGAAGCGGAAUUGCACAAGGAAAGGCUGCAAGCCAUAGCACUUUACUGGAUGCCUGAGGAACAGCUGAGCCCCAUGAAAGGACUUGCUUUCUGAACGAGGAGCCAGUGGUGGCUAACACUGGGGCCACCCUUUUCCAAGAGGGGUUGGAUAAUGCCAGCAGGGGCCAAGUGGAUUUUCAAGAAAAAUCGAGGCAGUCUUUUGGAAUUCUCUUGAGUGUAUAAGAAGAAUAAACACAAAUACUCGUGCCUUUUCAGUUGUGGAAUGGAGUUUGUCCUGUACCUGGGAAAGUGUUAAUGAUUCUCAUGAACGUAGAAGCCUCAAUGAAUAUAUAUGUUAUCAGUGCAGAUUUUCUAACUCUGUGUGUGUGUGUGUGUGAGAAAGAGAGAGAGAGAGGGCGAGAGAAUUAAGAGAUGAGGUGGGGAAGUGAGGGCUAGUGACCACAUGACUAAGUAGUUCUAUGCCAUGCUUUGGCCUAGUACAUACUCUCCAAAUUCGGUAAACCCUGCUCCUCUCUGCCACCUCUCCAGGGUUCUCAGGGGACCCUCAGGAGCUCAGAAGCCUGCCCACAGAGUCUGGCACUCCUGCAGUCUCUCUGGAGAUGUGAAGGAGGAAGAGAAUGAGUCCUCACCUCUUCACCCACUUGGGCUCCUCUCUGAGAGGCAGAGCAGAUAAACAGGGACAUUAGUCUGGAGGUUCCUGGGCAGUCGUUAGUCUGGAUGUCAGUUCCUUCCCCUGUAAAAUGGCUCAUGAGUUCUCCCUCUUGGGCUGGUUGUAAGGUUUAGCUAUGAUGCAGCUGAGGCCCCUGGCAUGCCGUUGCCUUUAGAUGGUGUUGAGACAGAGCCCCCAAUUCCUGUCUACACUGCUGCCUUGUCCUGUGAGGGUUAGAGGCAGCCCUCUGAAGCAGAAAGAGUCUGAACAGCCCUUUUUAUCCUUUGCUUUAACUCUGACUCCAGGCCAGGGCUCUGCCCCGCAGCAUUUCCUCUGGCUGCUUCAGACACAGGGCAGAGGUGUCGCCUGAGGAUCCAUCCAUCCAUCCACUCAGCAGGUGUUUACAGAGCGCCUCCUCUGGGAAGGUACUGGAAACACCAAAAAGGCAGUGUCCUCAAGUUUCAGCCAUCAGAGGGAAGACUUUACCCUUUGCACACUUAAGUUAUGAAAGGACAAAUGUCCUCUAACCUAUUUAUCACAUCAUCUGUGAGAUUUUCUCCCCCUCAAGGGAAUGAAGUACUUAGAAACUAUGGCCCUUUAAUUGAAUCUUCCAGUUGAGUACAAAAGAAGAGCAAAUCCAUCUUUGACAACUGUCUCUGCUUCCAGGUGCUUCUUUCUUCUGUUGGGACACUCCCAAAGCCAUAAUUUUAGAAGAUGCCAAAAUGCCUCUGUAGCAGAAUGAGCGUGAAUGAUAAUUCCAGCGAAUAAUGAUACAAUUGCCGUUUAUUGAACAUUAUCUAUUCAGCCGGGCGCUGUGUGAUGUGCUUUUUGUUAACCUUAGUUGUUAAUCAUCUAUGGAAAAAAUAGGAAAGUGCAUAAACAAUUACUAUACUAUGUUAGUUUGUUUAUUAUUUAUUUGGAACAGUUAGAAAAGGAAAGCCAAAAGCAUGAAGAAGUGAAGUCAGUAGCUAACGGCACAAACUCAGUAAUAAGAGUGCAGUGCAUUUUAAAACAUUAUGUCAUUUAAUCCUAAUAAACAAGCUGAUGAAGUAGGGGCUCCUAUAUUGUACAUAUUUUAUAAGAGCCCAACAUUAACAGAUAGUGUCAAAGCCAAGAUUUGAACCCACACUGCGGAGCGUUGGAGCCCCUGUAUUGACUGCUGCCCUGAAUUGCUUCCUCCAAGAUGGCGGCAGCAUCUCAUGCUUUUCCCAUGAGCGCGCUGUGCAGGCUGUUCCAGCAGCCUCAGCGUGAGCCAAUGAGGGAGAAGCAGACUGAUUCAGUAGCUCUGGGAAAGGCUGGGACAAACCAGGAGGACCACAUCCUUUUGAGAGUCUUCCAAGUUGUGUUUCAGUGCAUGGAAACACCGAUGGAAGUUCUGACUGAAUGAGUAACAUGCCCUUGGGGAAGAAGCCACUGUGUCUCAAUGGAAACCCACUUUGGGGGAGGAUGUUACGUCUGCACAUCCGAGAGGAAGAGAGUCUUCCUUGGGCACAUGUGGAGAUAACUAAACAUUACAGAGGUCACUUUGGGCAAAAGCUCUCAGAGCCAUAUGGACGAGACCUCAGGCCAGCACCAGGGACCAACAUGAGUGUGUUCAUAUGUGCUGAAAUAUGAAAUGCCAAUCCAACCUACAGUUCUCUUUAGGGAAUUUUUUUCAUUUAGUGAGGCCCUACUUUGCAGAAUAAUAAAAAUGAUCUUCUGCAUUCGUACAGCACUUUACAAUGUACAAAAACCUACAUGUUACCUUUAUUCUGAGCUGUGCAGGACAGGUCUCAUUAUCUCCACCUUACAGCCGAGUAUACAGAUACCCAAGCUCACACAGUGAGAUGUGGAAGAGUUGUCAUAAGUCCAUUUUCUCCUGACUCCAGAUUCCUUGUGUCAGUGGCACAUCAGGCCUUGGAGGGGUGCUCUGCCAUGGGCUGGAUGCCACUAGGAUCCUGCAGAGCUAGCGUCCUGGGUGGGGAUAUCUGGGGGUAUGUGAGCCUGGACAUGCCUCCAUGGAAUCUGCCCUUUCUGGGAUCUCACUUUGGGUCCCUCUCCCUCUUGAAACUCUCACCCAGAGGGUGCAGUUAGUGGACCUGUGGCUCCCACCUGAUCCCAUUCUCUGCCCUGAGAGGGCCUGGAUGUAGGUGUAGCUUAGGCUGGCUCUGCCCUCGCUUGUAGAGAAAUACUUUGGCAUUUCCUUGAGGCCAUCUCUCACUGCUUCUUCCGGCCUUGGAGUGAUAAGGCCUUGACUACCAGGGUUGGAGCGUGGGACCAGGGACCAAGAAGGCCAAUCAGGCUCCUUUUGAUCCAGACCGCUUAGGUUGCCUGCAUAGCCUGGGCAAAGGUCCUUGCUGCAAUUUACAUGGGAUUCAGCCCAGCCCAGCUUCCCAGGUCAGGGAUGUCUCAGAGGGUUUAGAGACCCAAACCCAAGCCCUGUGGUAACAAACACUGUGAUUCUUGUGGGGACCAUCCCUGUACAUGUCCCCUGUGAACCUCUGUCCUUGGCAGGCAGCUGGAAAAGGCCUGGAGAAUCGAAGAGCCUGGCCUUUCAUUUGUUAUCUUCUUCCAUUUCAGAGACGUGGAUGAUGCUCUUCUUCUAAAAUCCCAAGUUAAGGCCUAAAAAUUGAUUUACUCAGGAUAUUGGCAGCUGAGUCUGCAGGGCCAUCUAGCAGAUUGGUGCCACUUUGGGCCCGUUCAGGGUCAUUGUGGGUCUGCGAGUGCCAAGGCAGGCCUUACACAAACAUGUGCAAGGGUCAUACACCUCUCUGGGCACCUUUUUGUACUUCUGAGUAUUUCAGGCUUUAGCCUCUUGGGACAAAGAGCAGCUACUCUGGCAAAGUACCCUGAGAAAUAUAGCAGUCAUCAUCUAAAAAGCCAAGCAACGGGGGCUUGUGGGUUAUGAUUUGUCAAUAUUUAAGGAAAACCAGGGCUGAGUAUUGGUGCUUCUGCAUUUCUUUGGGGCUACCCAGUACUUUUAGGAUCCCUACUGUUGGUCCUUUGAACUACCCACACUUGAUCACCCAUCUCUGAGACGGAUGUUGUUCUUACUUGACAGUAGGAGUUGGUCAUUGUGGGGUGUAACUGACUAGACGACAAACGGGCAUUAAUGUGCAGUGACAGUGGUCCCCUGGGCUGCCAGUGCCCCUCACAGUCUGUCAAAUUAUGAGCAUGGAUUCUUGUGUCCAAAAGCCUUGGCUCAAGUCCUGGCCUUUCUAUUAGUGUCUGUGUGACCUCGCUGUCCCUCGGUUUCCUCAUCUGCAAGGUGAGGAUAAUGAUAAUACCCACCUUGUGAAAUUAUUUUGAAGGCUGAGAGAUUUCACGGGAAAUACUUGGAGCAAAAAUACAGAAAACACUCAGCAAAACUUUUCUGUUUAUAGUAAGUGAAUCAACAAAUCAUAGCUGAUGCAUCUUUAAGCAUAAACUGGACACAAGGAAUGAAAGAUGAAUUCUAUUAACUUCAACAUUUUUGCCAAACUGGGAAAUCUCAGAUGGAUAUAGUAACUACUGAGAGUUUCCAAUGCAGGAGGAUCCUAAUAAUAACAAUGAAAAGGAUUAUUUAUAGUAGAUAGGGGCUGCAAACUCAAAAGGCUCCAGGGGCCAGCACGUAACAUAAUUGAGUGACGCAGACUGAGUGGAAAAUUGUGGGGACCUGGAGAGCAGAUGCCACUUCUCAGUAAAGAUGCAGUUAAUUUAUACCAUGUGAGAACGUGAGUCCUAUGUUGUCAUAUCAACUCACUUUCAAGAGAAGCCAGAAAUCUCCUUUUUUAAGAUGUGAGAUCUCCCAUUUAAAAGAGAAUAGUAUCAACUUGUGAACACAACAAAAUUCCUUUUGGUCAACAGGUCAGCCUUUUGUGACCUCCAGAUAUAGGCAGAGCUUUAAACUUUACAAUGUGCUUCCCUUAAGCAUGGACUUGGGAAUCUCAUAAGGAUGCGAUGAAGUACUACUACUGGGCCCCCCUUAAUCUCUCAUAAUGUUACAAAAUCAUGGGGCAUUUUCACCAAGGCUUUGCGAGCUUGGUGUCCCAAUGUUUGGGUGACUGCAAAAAUAGUGUCUAUUUGCUGUAUCUUUUGAUAUUAAGUGAGCUCCUUGCAAUCACUGACGUUCUCAUAACUCAGAAUAUCCACAUCAGAAAGAUUGAAAAGACCAUCAGUCCUUUGAUGUGGGAAGUUCCUGUUAUCAUAGAAGAAUCUUUAAGAACAAGGUAUGCAAAUCUGAGCCUAUCAUGUGUCAUCCAGGGUAUUAAGAUGCUUUUGAUUUAUUUUCAACCUCAACUAAUAAGCAAUACAGGGAGACCCAGCUGGCCCCAGGACUUUUAAUGAUUGCAGCAAGUGCCACUGGCCAUAGACUUUUUGCCGGAAAUGGUGUAGAACAGUGAUUCUCAAACUUUAGUGCAUUAGGAUCCCUGGAGAACUCCUUAAAACACAGAUUGCUGGAUCCCCUCCCAGCGUGUUUGAUUCAGUAGAUCUGGGGUGGGGCCUGAGAAUUUGCAUUUCUAACAAGUUCCCGGGGAUGCUAUUCCCAGCCUUGGCCGCUCUUCUGGGGAAUACACAUGGAGAACCCCCAUGAAGUGGUAGAAGACCAAUGGUAAAGGGACAUUUGGCCUGGGUCUUGAUGAGUGCCACAUGCCCAUUGUGACAUGCCCAGGAGUUUAUAUUAUGAAGAGGUGAAAUAGAAGGAAAGACUGAAUUCAGUCUUAAUUAGCGAGAGCCUACACACAGCUCAGUUUGAAAGUGGUGUAGUUGUGUUCCUCUCCUAUCAAGUGGCUGAUCAAGAGGAAGCCUUUGUUUGUCUUGGGUACUUGUUUUAAUCUAUUUAGAUAAAGUGAAAUUUCUGUCUGUUGGUCACUUGAAGACACUUGUUUGAAAAGUAUGCUUGGGAUUGGCUGAUCAAAACCACGUGCUACAAAAUUCACUUGGGGAGGCCCUAGGGGGCACCGUGGUGAGAUAAGAAGUUAAGCGGUAGAGCAGAUAUCCAGCAGUACAGUGGGUGGCCCUUUGAGAGAAGCUCAUGAUACAUAUUCUGAUGCUAUAGAUGGAGAAGUCCCACAGCAGAUCAGCCAAUCGAGUCUUGUGGCAGCCCUUCCAGCGCUCAGGCCUGAUCCUCAAUGCAGCUGCUUCUCACGCAGGCAACUCUAGUAGGAUGCCAAGAAGAGUAGCAACUGAGGUUCAUUUACCUAAUGAUGAUUCUCCUAAGCCUGUCUGUGUGUACACAAUCAUGGCUUGCCAUUGGCAUAUCAAAGAGGAGUUUAUUCUCACAAAGAUGUCCUACAGGCUCCCCUCGCUCUUAUUUGUAGCAUCUAUUGUUUGAGCCACCCCUUCAUUUUCAGAAGGAUUCGGUCUCUCCCAGACUCUUAUCUGUCUUAAAACACAGAGCCCAGAGGCUGCAUGGUAUAGGAUGAGACCUAAGAGAACGUGGGGAGACUGUGAGUAAUGGCCUCAUAGCCCUUGGUACUUUGUCGAGGAAGAUUUGCACAAGAGCGCUGUGGGUUUGGGCGAAUCCCACACAGCUGAGACCUAUUUCUGACAGGAAAUGCCAGCAGAAGCAGAGGUUUGUGUGGGGUGGUGCAUGUUGGAGCUACAUGUGCCCUUGGGUAAUUAUAUUGUCAGUCUUUUGCAUUAGUCUUAUGUUGAAUUAAAAUCUUCAAAAGGAGAUUAUUAAAAUACACAGAGAGACAAACACACAGAGACAAACCUAUAGCCUAUUUACAUAAUGCUCGAACAUAAAUUAAAAAUACUUUGGCGUUAGUCUUUGACGGUAGUAUCGAUGCUUCUAUAGCAUCAUAUGAGCUCAGCUAGAAGAAAGGAAUAGGGAAGCUGGUACUUUUCCCUUGCAUAAGCUGGAAGGGGAAAGAAAAGCCACAUGUGCCUUCAAGAUAAAAGCCAUAGAUGCAGAUGAAAGAGCGGUGGGCCAGACCUCAGAAGGCAUCUUCCUGCCCAUCACUUCCCCUUGGGCAGCCUAUUUCAUUACCCUGCGGGCUUCCGGGCUCUUGACAGUCUGUGCACUCCCAAAUGUCUUCCAGGCAUUUGUACAACCUGCCCUUACUUUUUUGCUGAAUUCUACUGGUUUACUUACUAUUCUAGGUGGGUGGGAUUUCCCCCUGCUACUUCGAAAUUAUAACCAGUCAUUUGAGUAUUCACUUUAUUUUUAAAUUCAGGGCUGAAACUUAAAACUUUGAGAGUUAUAAAAAAUGUUAUUCUUAAGAGAAAAACAUAUGCUCGAAAACUUAACCCUUUGGAGUUAGGCAAGGCGAUCUUUCUCUGAGUUUGAGCAAUAAUGCCAACAACUUUGAGGCCAAUAAAUACCACACAAGGCUUUAGGAUUUGGGCAGCUGGCAGAGUAUGCAUGUCCUGCAUGAGGGCCUGAUAGGUCAGGAUCUAGCCGAGAGGCCAGGAGUCAAUCCAGUGGCUUCCGCUGGGCUCCUGCUUGGUCUUAAACACUGAGAUACAAUGGCUUGGUCAACUUGGGCUGAUAACACUUUCCGCCUCUAAUGGGGUGGGAAGUGGUUUGAAAAUUUCCCUGCCCCAGUGGGACCGUGAGACGUAUAAGAUCUGAAAAGUGGAAAAGAGUAUAGAGAUUCCUCAAGAAACGAAAAAUAGAACUAUAGUAUGGUCCAGGAGUACCACUUCUGGGCAUACAUCCAAAGGAAAUAAGAUCACUGUCUCAGAGAGAGAGCUACGCUCCCAAGUUCCUUGUAGCAUUAUUCACAGUAGCCAGUUCUGGAAACAACCCAAGUGUCCAUGACAGAUGAAUAGAUAAAGAAAAUGUGGUAUAUAUACACAAUGGAAUAGUAUUCAGCCUUUACCAGGAAGGAAAUCCUGGUAUUUGUGACAUGGAUGGACCUUGAGGGCAUUAUGCUAAGUGAAAUAAGCCAGAUGCAGGAAG
Messenger RNA from Equus caballus (horse), 8515 nucleotides. NCBI's taxonomy places the organism in Eukaryota, Metazoa, Chordata, Mammalia, Perissodactyla, Equidae. The record is from RefSeq and is a predicted model, not a curated record.